AGCGGCCGCCAGUCCGAGCGCCGCGGAGCCGUCGAGAAGAAGGUCGCGGGUGUCGCCGCGUCCCCGCCGGGAUGAGCCACCGCCACAGCCAGCGCCGCGGCCCCCGGGCCGACAUGGUGCCCGAGAUCGCCGCCGCCGUGGGCUUCGUGUCCGGCCUGCUGCGGACGCGGGGCUGCGUCAGCGAGCAGCAGCUACAGGUCUUCAGCGGGGCGCUGCGGGAGGCGCUCACAGAGCACUACAGACACCACUGGUUCCCCGAGAAACCCUCCAAAGGCUCCGGCUACCGCUGCAUCCGCAUCAACCAGAGGAUGGACCCUCUGCUGAGCCGUGCAGCGGGGCAGGGGGGGCUGGCAGUGCCCCAGCUCUUGCAGCUGCUGCCCCGUGAGCUCACGCUCUGGGUGGAUCCCUACGAGGUCUCCUACAGGAUCGGCGAGGACGGCUCCAUCUGCGUCCUCUACCAGGCCUCCAAACCCCCCAGCCCCUACGGAGGGAUGCUCACCUGCAAGAACCAGAUGAUGCUGGGCCGUAGCAGCCCUUCCAAAAACUACAUCAUGACUGUCUCCAGUUGAAAAAAAAAAAAAAAAGAAAAAAAAAACCCAUAAAAAGAAAAAAAAACCAAAAAAAAAAGCCCCCACAAAACAUGACAAAAAGAAAAAAAAAAAUUUUUUUUUUUCUCCUCCUUGUCCUUACACUGCCAAGACACAGGCUACUGUAAUACCUCAAGCUGAGGAUCUAUUUUUAAGAUGAAGAGCUAUUUAUAUUUUUUAAAAAAAACCUCCAGAAAAUCCAAAAUUAAAAUUUCGGGCGCCGCUCUGAGCCGAGGCGACGCCCCAGGUGCCUUUUCUAAA
Agelaius phoeniceus (red-winged blackbird) is the source of this 848-nucleotide messenger RNA. NCBI's taxonomy places the organism in Eukaryota, Metazoa, Chordata, Aves, Passeriformes, Icteridae. The record is from RefSeq and is a predicted model, not a curated record.